GUCGCCCGCCCGCCCUCUCUGCCACCAACCGCUCCACGCCGCACCGGUCGCGCACAUCCCGCAACCCUAUCGAGCCUGACGACGCAUCGGCCUUCAUGGAGCUUGCCUGGCUGCUGGCCCGAUCGCGAUUGCCGUAGGAGGACAUCUCUGUCUUCCACAGCUAGCGAUAGCCGGUAUGCCCAAGCAGGAGGACCAGAGGCCAACCCUACAAAGAGGCGCUCCCCCCAGGCCCCGUGAUCUGACCGACAUCUCGAGUGCCGUCCUGCGGAGCGAGCAGGCGAAGCGAUGGACCAAGCGGUACAGGACUGAGGUCGCGGCAAGCUCGAGCAGCCUCCUCUCUACCUUUGCUGCCUAUCCUCUGGACUCGGUCAAGACCCGCCUGCAAGCAUACAAAUUCAACUCUUUCACCGACUGCGUCCGACAUACCUACCGAACCGAAGGCUUCCAUGGCUUCUACCGUGGUGUCUGGUCUCCUCUCGCAAGCAUCACCCUCGUCCGCACUGUGUCCUUCUCCAUAUACCAGCGCUCCAAGUAUGCGCUUGACAACUGGAUUUACCAAACUACUGGAAGCUCGCCACUUGUGAUUGCGAAUACCAAGGGUGCAUGGCCGACGCUCUCGACGGUCACAUGUUUUGGACUGGCAGGCGUCAAUGCGGGUGGAGCUAUCACAAUCAUUGCAUGCCCGUUUGAGUUGACCAAAUUAAGCGCACAAAUCUCUGUCCUGAUGGCCGAGCGUAACGAUGGCGGCGGCAAGAAUGAUGCGAUACGGAAAAGUUACCAGAAUUUGGGAACCUGGAAAACGGCACAAAAUCUGGUUAGGCACCGAGGAUGGAGGGGGUUGUAUUCCGGCUUUCAUCUGCAUUUACUUCGAGAUUCAAUCGGCACGGGCAUCUAUUUUGUUACAUAUGAAAGCGUGAAACAGGUUUUGGCAAAUGCUCGUGGCACAUCACCCACACAUCCGCUGGCAGUUGUCAUAGCAGGCGGGCUUUGUGGACUUGUGAGUUGGGCGUGUAUAUUCCCCAUCGACACUGCAAAGAGCAUUUACCAGCGCAACUGCCUAGUGGGAGGAAGAGACAAGGCCACUCGCCCGAAAAUCCAGUUCUUCAAUCGCCGCAUGUAUCAAGGUCUGGGCGUAUCCAUGUCUCGCUCCUGUAUAGUCAACGCCAUUUUCUUUACCGCCUUCGAGUUUUUAAAGAAGCGCAUCAACAGCAUGACUUAUGAUGAGGAGCUUCUGCGCGCGUACGAUGUAUAACUCAACCGUCUUUUACCGUUUCUGGAUGAGGCAUUGGCCAGGCGCAUACAGCAUCUUGCUGCGAACUGAUAUGUCAGUUACUGUGAAUUUGAAAUUGCCAUUAUGGGCAUGUCAUUGAAUAUGGCGCAAAACUAUGCGCACUCUUGCGAGUAUCAUCGAAUCCGAAA
This is a messenger RNA of Exserohilum turcica Et28A, 1419 nucleotides long. RefSeq lists its product as uncharacterized. Bases 176 to 1252 code for a protein of 358 amino acids. The record is from RefSeq and is a predicted model, not a curated record. Gene Ontology annotation, molecular function: transmembrane transporter activity. Gene Ontology annotation, biological process: transport. Lineage: Eukaryota; Fungi; Ascomycota; Dothideomycetes; Pleosporales; Pleosporaceae. The transcript has 8 exons.